Molecule: messenger RNA, 645 nt
Organism: Trichoderma harzianum CBS 226.95
Lineage: Eukaryota; Fungi; Ascomycota; Sordariomycetes; Hypocreales; Hypocreaceae
Exons: 5
Coding region: 91-396 (101 amino acids)
Biological process (GO): mitochondrial electron transport, NADH to ubiquinone
Source: RefSeq, a predicted model, not a curated record
UUCUACUUCUGUGUACCAACCGUCAACCUCCGAGAGAUCUACUGUCAAUUCAAACCACGGUCUUUUCGCCAGGACCACCAUCUAGCCAACAUGACGACGCGACAAGCUGCUCUGUCACUAUACCGUCGCUCAUUGAAGCUUGCGCUGGACUGGGCUGUCCAUCGUCACCUAUGGCGAGGCCAGGCGCUCUAUAUUCGAUCCUUGUUUGAGGCCAACAAGAAGGUCACAGAUCCUCGGCAACAGAGAGCCCUGUUAGCGGAGACAGAAAAGUUACUCGAAAGCUGGAAACACCCCGACCCAUACGUUCCGCCAACCGCACCAGGAGGAUCCAAAUUUGAGCGAAACCUACCAUCUCCGAUCUUAGACCCUCCCCCACACCACGCGAAUGGGCAUUGAGGACUUUGCUUGCGCCAAAAUUAGAUCAUGGGUAUAUAGUAAAAAAUAAUGCAUUUAUUCUAGCAAGCACACCUGUUUUCAUCCAAUCGCCAUGCGUACGUAAUCUGGGGUAGGAAAUUCAAGUGCACGUCUAGUAAAGGUGAGCUACUUGAUUCAUAUAAGAGAGAUAAGAGUGGGUGGAGGAAUAGAUUCUACCGCCUACACAAAAAAAAGUAACAUCAAUAAAGUCGAUGUGGAAUUGCAUUAGUA